Messenger RNA from Westerdykella ornata, 1183 nucleotides. Its product is annotated as ChaC-domain-containing protein. The transcript has 5 exons. The record is from RefSeq and is a predicted model, not a curated record. Lineage: Eukaryota; Fungi; Ascomycota; Dothideomycetes; Pleosporales; Sporormiaceae. Gene Ontology annotation, molecular function: glutathione specific gamma-glutamylcyclotransferase activity; gamma-glutamylcyclotransferase activity. The coding region runs from base 59 to 886 and encodes 275 amino acids. Gene Ontology annotation, biological process: glutathione catabolic process. Gene Ontology annotation, cellular component: cytoplasm.
CACUUCUUAGAAUCCUUGCGACAUUACUGAGCAACCGACCCCACUAUUUGUUGACCAAAUGUUACCCCUCCAAGGCUUGAAUAAAUACGAAAACAUCAAACUCCGGGUUUUUCUUGAAAGACAUGAUUUCAGUUUGCCAGCGAUCGCAGAGAUGACAAUAUCAGAGCACGAGAAGGAGAUUGCAGAGUUUGGGAAGAAUGACGACUUCUGGAUAUUUGGAUACGGGAGUUUGAUCUGGAAACCCCCGCCGCACUAUGACAAAAGAGUCCCCGGGUACAUAGAAGGCUACGUCCGGCGCUUCUGGCAGGCUAGCGAAGACCACCGCGGCACCCCUUCCUCCCCAGGCCGCGUCGUCACCCUCAUCGACCACGCGCACUGGCUCACGCUGCGCGCCCGCGACGCCCACCCGGCCAGCGAACGCGUCUGGGGCGCCGCAUAUCACAUACCCACGCACCACGUCGCCGAGGUGCGCGAGUACCUGGAUCUGAGGGAGAUCAAUGGGUACAGUAUACAAUUCACGCCGUUCCAUCCUGCGUCUUCAGUAGGGGAUGAGAAGCCAGCGACGACGCCGAUACGAUGUCUCGUAUACAUCGGCCUACCGUCGAACCCGCAAUUCGUCGGGCCGCAGGAUCCGCGCGAGUUGGCGAGGCAUAUCCUGCAAAGUCGGGGUCCGAGCGGGGAGAAUAGAGAGUAUUUGUAUAUGUUGGAGGAAGGGCUGAAGGGUUUGAGUGGCGAGAGUGGGGAUGAGCAUGUGGCGGAUUUGGUGAGGGAGUGUAGGAGGAUUGAGAGGGAGGAGGGCGCGAGGGAGGAGGUGGAGGUGAUUGGGGUGCCAUUGCAUAGGAAGGGCAGUGUGGAGGAGCAGGAGGAGGUGGAGAAGCUGGGUUGACGAGUGUGAUUCCAUAUAUGGUGCGGGCGUAUAACAUGUCCAUGCAAUUCCAUGACAUAUCCAAACGCCCGCUUGCAAAACAUAUAGAGAAAAUGGUAUCUUACAAUCCGUAUACCGAAAGCAUUGCCAGAACGCCCAAAGAUGCGAAGCAAUUUUCCUCUUACUGAAAGUAAGAAGCCCAUCCAUCUAUGCCCAGGCACCCACGAGCGACAUCAGAGCUGCGCCCCCAACGACACAAAUACAAGCUUGAAUCCUCUUCUUGCCCGUGAGCACUCUAUAGCUGUCCUCGCUAAGAAA